AUCAGGCAUUGCGGUCAGUCAUACAAGCCCAGAAAUCAAGAGUAACCGACUGACCAUAACAACAUUAUAGAAAUAAGACUGACAAAACAUAUUGAUGAGGAUUUCCUAACACUGCAAGUAUGUCUCAUCGAAUUAAUGAUGUCAUGAAGCUGUGUUGUGAGUUAUCUGCCCAUCAGCAAAUCCAGACCACAGUGAAAGGCUCGGGAAAGGGAGCCGCAGCAGCAGGGGGGCUCGCCUUUGCUGGAGGCCUGGUUGGGGGUCCCCUUGGUAUUGCAGUCGGCGGUGCUGUUGGGGGCCUCCUGGGCUGCUGGCUGACCAGUGGACAAUUCAAACCUCUGCCUCAGAUCAUCAUGGAGCUCAUCCCCCAGCAGCAGCAGAAGCUUUAUGAGGGUCUCAUGGCGGUCCUGGGGGACAUUCAGUGGACAGAUGUGCUUCAGUUAACUACUCUAGUGAUGGGGAAUGCUGCCCUUAAGCAGCAGGCUACAGCCGCCCUCCUCGGGUACAUCACCAAGGAGCUCCAGGCGGAGGUGCACUACGUGGAUUAGAGUCUGUGGAGUCAGGGGCGCAGAAGGAUGGAGCCUUUGAAAAGAAUGUGAACUUUUGUUUUGAGAGACUCUUUACUUAAUGUAAAAUAUGAUAUUUUAAAAGUGUACAGCCACCAUCACACUCCUGGAUACACUUAUGGGUUUAGCAAAUUAAUGUGGAAAAGCUGUGACACACAUCAGUUUAAAGGUGGGGUAGGUCAUUUCGGAGAAAACCAGCUCGAGUGCGCUAGAAUUUGAAAAUACACAGCCAGAAAAAAUCUGCCACUUCCUUACAGAGCCCCUCCUCCAACACACACGAACGCGCACAUGACCAAUGAGGGCACGAGAUAAGUUUGUGCACAGAUGGAAGGCUGACAGGCAGGUAGGCCAUCCAGUUACUUUAGCCGGGCCGGCUCAGAUGAUUGGUCGUGCUUUUUACAGCGCCACGGCUUCCACAGAUGACUUUUCUUUAUGGAUUUUUCGUCAAAGCACUUAAGAUAUUCAUUGCUAUCGGGAUGGUAAGAGCAUUCCAUGGAAUAUAACAAAAAGUGUAUCUCGAGCCGGUUUCUCAAACUUACCUACCCCACCUUUAAGGUACUAUUUAUUAAUAAGCAUUAAAUGGCACUGACGGUCAUGGUUAGGCUACACUGAUUUCAAUAUAUAAACACUGGUGAUUAUGCAAUGAAUGAGUGCCAACUGUACAAUGUGAAAUAUUUUUGAUUUGCUGGCCAUUUAUUGGCUUUAUGACUGGGAGUUCACCAUUAUCUGUGCACCUUAUAUCGUAUUUAAAUUAUUUCAUCAAUUAAAACAAAAGGUUUGUGUUUUUUCACUGACUUAUAAAGUUUUAUACAUCACACUU
Molecule: messenger RNA, 1383 nt
Organism: Gymnodraco acuticeps
Lineage: Eukaryota; Metazoa; Chordata; Actinopteri; Perciformes; Bathydraconidae
Product: protein C19orf12 homolog
Exons: 3
Coding region: 120-545 (141 amino acids)
Source: RefSeq, a predicted model, not a curated record